AUGUCGCUAGAGCUGGACAUCCCCCUGCAUGUCAAUUACAUACAAUCUUUGGGAAAGAACAAAGAUGACCUGGUUUACCAUCUCACUGCUCACCUGCGGAUGAAUGCCAUUUACUGGGGUCUUACAGCACUCUGCGUUAUGAAUCACAAAGACGCUUUGGACCGCGAAGAGAUGAUCGAGUUCGUCAUGAGCUGCUGGGACGACGAAGUAGGAGGGUUUGGGGCUCAUCCCGAUCACGAUGCACACAUGCUAUCAACGUUGAGCGCAAUACAGAUUCUUGCCAUUCAAGACGCACUAGACAGACUCGACGUACCUCGUGUGACAAAGUUCAUUCUUUCUCUCCAACAGCCAUCCGGAGUGUUCGCGGGUGACUCCUUCGGAGAGACAGACACCCGGUUUCUAUAUUGUGCGGUCAACGCGCUUUCGCUGAUCGGCCGUCUGAGCGAGCUUGAUGUCGAGAAGACAGUGGGAUACAUCAAGCUUUGCAAGAAUUUUGACGGCGGAUUCGGUGCGUGCGUAGGUGCGGAAAGUCACGCAGCUCAAGUGUUCGUAUGCACGGCUGCGCUUGCUAUUCUGGACAGGCUCGACGUCAUUGACCAGGAGACGCUCGCAUGGUGGCUCGCGGAACGACAACUCCCCAACGGCGGGCUGAAUGGCCGGCCGGAGAAGUUGGAAGAUGUGUGCUACAGUUUCUGGGUGCUCUCGUCGCUUUCGAUAUUGAACAAGGUCCCAUGGAUUGACGCGGAUAAACUGACCUCGUUCAUCCUUUCCGCUCAGGAUCCGGACAAUGGAGGGAUCGCUGAUAGGCCAGGGGACCAACCUGACGUCUUCCACACACUCUUCGGUGUUGCAGGACUCUCCAUCCUUGGUUAUCCGGGUUUGGACGACCUUGACCCUGUGUACUGCAUGCCAGCAAGUCUGACAGAGCGCAUGGGCCUGAAGAAAGGCUGGAAGGCCCUUCCUAGGAAGACGGCGUAA
Messenger RNA from Sparassis crispa, 978 nucleotides. Its product is annotated as Geranylgeranyl transferase type-2 subunit beta. Gene Ontology annotation, cellular component: Rab-protein geranylgeranyltransferase complex. NCBI's taxonomy places the organism in Eukaryota, Fungi, Basidiomycota, Agaricomycetes, Polyporales, Sparassidaceae. Bases 1 to 978 code for a protein of 325 amino acids. The transcript has 8 exons. Gene Ontology annotation, biological process: protein geranylgeranylation. The record is from RefSeq and is a predicted model, not a curated record. Gene Ontology annotation, molecular function: Rab geranylgeranyltransferase activity.